AUGAUGUCCUUCUUGUUGUUGUUGAUAUUGAUCCUUCUUGGUCACGCCCCGUUGGUGGUACGAUCUCUACAAGCAUCACCAAGAAGUAUAUUUGUCCUCGCAGGACAGAGCAACAUGGCUGGCCGUGGUGGCGUGGAAGAGAACUCGGAAACUGGCCAAAACAUCUGGUAUGGCUUUGUACCGCACCAGUGCGAAUCAAACCCUUCAAUCCUCCGUCUCAACGCAGACCUAAAAUGGGUCGAAGCUCACGAGCCACUCCAUGCGGAUAUUGAUGUGAACAAGACCAACGGAGUUGGACCCGGGAUGGCCUUUGCCAAUACGAUCCUAACCAAGGACAGGGAGCUGGGGCCAGUGGGGCUUGUUCCUUGUGCCAUCGGAGGUACUAAAAUAGUUGACUGGAAGAAAGGGAGUGUAUUAUAUAACCAGUUGAUGCGGAGGACAAAGGCGGCGCUGCAGGGCGGCGGAAUGAUUAAGGCGCUUCUAUGGUACCAAGGAGAGAGCGAUACGCUGAUCCAAGACGAUGCUGUGAUGUAUAAGCAGAGGUUGGAGGAGUUUUUCACAAAUGUUCGUGCUGAUUUGCAGUACCCUAUGCUACCAAUAUUUAUGGUGGCAGUGGAGUCAGGAGGAACUUACAUAAACAUGGUAAGGCAAGCUCAAUUGGGAAUUCUCCUUCCUAAAGUGCAUUGUGUGGACGCGCAGGGAUUGCUGCUGAAACCCGGUGGUUUGCAUCUGACAACCCGAUCUCAGGUAUCACUCGGGGAGACGUUGGCUCGCGCAUUUCUCAAGUUUUCUCAAACUAGCUCUUACUAG
Messenger RNA from Tripterygium wilfordii, 810 nucleotides. RefSeq names its product probable carbohydrate esterase At4g34215. The coding region runs from base 1 to 810 and encodes 269 amino acids. The record is from RefSeq and is a predicted model, not a curated record. Lineage: Eukaryota; Viridiplantae; Streptophyta; Magnoliopsida; Celastrales; Celastraceae. The transcript has 2 exons.